This is a messenger RNA of Purpureocillium lilacinum, 1311 nucleotides long. RefSeq lists its product as uncharacterized. The record is from RefSeq and is a predicted model, not a curated record. Gene Ontology annotation, cellular component: nucleolus. Lineage: Eukaryota; Fungi; Ascomycota; Sordariomycetes; Hypocreales; Ophiocordycipitaceae. Gene Ontology annotation, molecular function: 5S rRNA binding. Gene Ontology annotation, biological process: rRNA processing; ribosomal large subunit assembly.
AUGCCAAUUAUCAAGGGACCCUCUUCGGGGUCGGCGGACGCGCCUCAACAGCACAGCCAGCCAUCGCGCAAAGGCAAGAAGGCAUGGAGGAAGAACGUCGACGUUACCGAAGUCCAGAAGGGUCUUGAGGACCUUAACGAGGAGAUCAUCCGCGGUGGAGUUAUCAAAGAGAAGCCUUCCUCGGAACUCUUCACCAUCGACGUCGCUCGAGCCACCAAGGAGAACAAUAAGCCCAAACAUGGCAAGAAGCUGCUCAAGGCCGACGAGAUCAUUGCAAGGCGCUCUGCGGUACCGGCUGUGCCGAUGCGCAAACGAGCUGGAGACAAGACGACUGAUGGCCUGCUGCCCGCGAAGCGACAGCGCACCGACUGGGUGCCGCACAAGGAGCUCGCUCGCCUGCGAAAGGUUGCCGACGGGCAGCACGAAACCACUGUCGUGGCCAAGGACGCCACAUACGACAUCUGGGAUGCGCCUUCGGAGCCCGUGACCGAAACAGUUCUCGAUUUCCUGCCCGAGAAGCAAAAGGCCAAGCCCCCAAAGUCGAUCCAGCAGGCACCACUGUCUUUGACUGCCACGGGCAAGCAUGUCCCCGCCGUGCAAACCCCGAGUGGAGGGUACAGCUACAACCCUGCAUUCACAGACUACGAAAAUCGUCUUGCCGAGGAGAGCGCCAAGGCCCUUGAAGCUGAGAAGAAGCGGCUCGAGGCGGAGGAAGCCGAGCGGUUGAGGCAAGAAGCAGCAGCUCGGUCUGCUGCAGAGGCCGAGGCCGCCGAGGAGCGUGCCAACAUGUCGGAAUGGGAGGAAGAUUCGGAGUGGGAGGGCUUCCAGAGCGGCGUCGACGACGACAAGCCGGCUCAGAAGCAGCCCAAACGGAAGACGCAAGCGCAAAGGAACCGCAUCAAGCGAAGAAAGGAAGAGGAGCGUCUGGCCAAGCACAAAGCCGCGAUGAAGGAGCGCCGGGUGCAGGAGCAGCGUAUCAAGGCCAUCGCCGAAGAGGUCGCAGAGCGGGAGCAACAAAGGGCCCUCGCCUUGGCUGAAGACUCGGAUUCGGCGAGUGAGGUGACGGAUGACAAGCUGCGAAGAAGGCAGCUUGGCAAGUUCAAGCUUCCUGAGAAGGACUUGGAGCUGGUCCUCCCGGAUGAGCUGCAGGAAUCGCUUCGGUUGCUCAAGCCAGAGGGCAACCUGCUCAAGGACAGGUACAGGAGCAUGCUUGUGAGAGGCAAGGUGGAGAGCCGCAGGCACAUUCCUUUCAAGAAGCAGGCCAGGAAGAAGCUCACGGAGAAGUGGACACACAAGGAUUUUGUCUUAUAG